Molecule: messenger RNA, 1941 nt
Organism: Trichosporon asahii var. asahii CBS 2479
Lineage: Eukaryota; Fungi; Basidiomycota; Tremellomycetes; Trichosporonales; Trichosporonaceae
Exons: 3
Coding region: 1-1941 (646 amino acids)
Source: RefSeq, a predicted model, not a curated record
AUGGGGGCACGAAACUGGUCCAAGUCCUUCCUUUCCCCUUCACCAUCUCCGCCGUCCAGUCCUAUGUCUCGGGACAAUCCAGAUUCAGACGACAACGACGACGCCACCUCCGCCCUCCCUCGCUCCUCCAAUCUCAACAGGCGACUCGACCUCAGCACUCGGGAGGACACGGCCGUCGUGCCCGACGCGAAUCCGUUUUCCCUGUCGAAGAAGCGAUCUGCUGCUCAGAAAGGGAAGGGCAAGACUUCAUCAGUAGGUAGCACCAUCCGACCUGCGGGGAAUGUGCGCCCAGCAAGCGCGAGGAAGGCGCAGGCGUCCGUGCCAGAGGAUACGUUUAAGCGGAAGAAGGGGUGGAGUAACGGGCACGGCGAAUCGAUCCCUCCUGUCACAAAGUCGAAAAGGAAGGCCGACGACGGUGGGAGCUGCAAGCAGAUCGGCGGCAAUCGCCUUCCCCGUGACGCCAAUCUGUCCUUGAGAAACUCGUCCACAGUCAAGAAGACCUCUUCCACAUCCACCUCAAAGAAGAAGGCACCUAAGAAAAAGGCGGACGAUGACAUCUCGUUCCACAGACUGCACUCGGACGAGAGCAGAAACUUCCCGAUCAUAGCGGGUCUGGCCAGACAACGUUCACUUCCUACCAAAGCUGAGAAACCCGAACCCGAUAUCAACCUCAUCGUCUCAGGCCAUGGUGCUCGCGUGAUUCGUACCACGCGCAAGACUGGCCGGUCGCAGCCCCAAGAUGAGUCAUCCAGGUCUUCUAGAAGCUCUGUUUCGUCAGUCCCUUCUCUGCAGAAAUGGCUUGCCCCCGACGCCCCUCCGCAACCCUCUUCCUCCGCUGCGGAACAGCGACACACCGCCUCGAGCCCACCGUCUGUCGAAGAAGAUGAUGUUCCACAGACAGGCAUCGAGGCACCACAGGCACCUAAGACGCCACCACCGUCUCUUGUGCAGCCCGGUGCCAGCGGUUACGCAUCCAGUGCAGUGACGACUCUGAAGACGCCUUCCACUGUGCGGCGCGUUGAACGGGAGCCCACGCCGGAGAAACGUCCCGAGCAUAUCCAGCUGCUCGAGGACAUGGCCGAGCAGCUUCCCCAGGGGUACAGUCUGCACGAGCAAGCCGACUGCCGACCUGAGCUGAACCGCAACCAUUCGACCGGCCAAGCCUACGCAGUCGAGUCUCCGUCGCCCGUAACGUUCGGCACGCCCACGCAAAUCCCCACAUCGAAGCGCCUCUCCCAGUUCCGCUUCAACGGCUCUUCUGCCGCCACUGAGACGCCUUCGUAUAGCCAGCUCAGCGAAAAUCUCUCAAAUCAUUCGACAUCUCAUCCAACUGCCAAUCUUAACGAUACUGCCGGCACGGGCUACCAACCUCAACCUCAUCCUGCCACUGCCCGAGUGCCCCUUCCGCCUGCCUUCAAUUCCCCCGGGGAACCACCUCAGAUCCGUCCGCUCCCAUUCCGGUCCGUGGCUCGUCCUUCCUUCACCUCUAUACCCUUGCCACAUGUCCUGACUCCGAAGUUCUCCUCGCCAGCCCAAGUCAUCCGUCCGCGCUCUCAGCAGCGGCAACCUCCCCAACCGCCUCGUGUUGCACCACCGUACACCCAGCCUCAACCUCGCUCCCAGCCACACCAGAGCGUGAGGACUACUGGCUCCUACGUCGGACUGUACCAGCCCAAGCCGACCUACCCGGCGAACAGCGGGAAGCGGCGCCUGACGCUGGCACCCGGGCGCACGAGCUACACUGGCGGCGCAAAGGUGACGACGUGGGAGCCGACGCCGCUCUCUCAGAGCCGCGUUCCAGCCUCAGCGCCAGUUCAACAGAAAACCUAUGUGCCGCGCCACUUGCGUGCGCUGCAGCAGGCUGCUGAGCCGAUGCCUCCCCCUCGCCCGGCACCAGUGGAGGAGGACGAGGACUGGGAUGCAGACUGGCGUCGUCAGUAG